GCACAAAGUUAGGGGGGAGCUGUACGAGGUUUUAACUGACUGUCAUGCCCAGACUGUAAGCUGUUUUUUAACUGUGUUGGUUGGGGUGUGAUGGUGACUUGGGUGGGUUAUCUAGGUGAAUUUGUAUUUCUAUGUUGGCCUGAUAUGGUUCCCAAUCAGAGACAGCUUUUUAUUGUUGUCUCUGAUUGGGGAUCAUAUUUAGGCAGCCAUUUCCCCUUUGUGUUUGGUGGGAUCUUGUCUAUGUUUAGUUGCCUGUCAGAACUAGUUGUAUAGCGUCACGUUUCAUUUGUUCGUUCUGUUGUUUUUGUUCGGUGUUCAUUCAUUAAAAGUAAUAAUGUACGCCUACGACGCUGCACCUUGGUCUCAUCCUUAUGACGAACGUGACACUGACUUGCCUAGUUAAAUAAAGGUAAAACUUUUUUUUUUAAAUAGUCAGUCAGUUAAAUAUUAAGUUGGUAAGUCAGUUAGUCUCUCAGUCACUCAGAUAGUCAGUCAGUCAAAUAGUCAGUAUGUUAAAUAGUCGGUCAGUGAGUCAGAAAGUCAGUCAGUUAAAUAUUAAAUUGGUAAGUCAGAUAGUCAGUCAGUCAAAUAGUCAGCCAUUCAAUCAGUCAGUCAGUAGGUCAGUCAGUGAUAUUCUAUGUCAUGACUAGUCUGUCAGGCAGAUAGUCAGUCAGUCAAAUAGUCAGUAUGUUAAAUAGUCGGUCAAUCAGUCAGAUAGUCAGUCAGUUAAAUAGUAAAUUGGUAUGUCAGAUUGGCUGUUAGUUAGUCAGUCAGUCAGAUAGUCAGAUAGUCAGUCAGUCAGAUAGUCAGUCAGUCAGAUAGUCAGUCAGUCAGUCAGUCAGUCAGUCAGUCAGUCAGAUAGUCAAAUAGUCAGUCAGAGAGUCCGUCAGUGAUAUUCUAUAUGUCAUGACUGUCCUAUGAGGAUCGGAAUGGGUCAGAUUAGCUUGGCAAUGGAAUACAGUAACCAGACCCUCUGUCACCCACAGAAGAGGGGAGGAGGGAGCUGCUGCCGGGUUGACAGCUCAUGCCCUGUUGUAAAUUAAAGGAGAAGAAGACUCUCUCUCCCUCUCCAGUAUUAUCCAAAGGAAUGUACUUUGUUAGCAGACUUUUCCCGCCGGAACUCUAACUACUGGAGUAAUAUUUCUAACAUAAGAAUGUGGGGAAUAGUCAGUGGUGAGCUAUAGAAAACUAAUGUCAUAUUGGUUUUUAUUUUGUGAUGUCUUUAAAAUUGUUAAAAAGGAAAUACUGUAACUUGAAAAGUGUAUAUACACUACAUGUACGAAGUCUCCGUGCUUAACGUUGUAUAUGAAAUAUGAAAAAACUAUAAACAUAUUUUUGAUAAGAUAGGAAUGUGAUUUUAGGAGCCAUAAUAGAAUUUGUCUCCUGUAAACUUUGCAUAGUAAGUAGCCACUCCCAGAGUGAGGUCUGAGAGUGUGUCAGCCUGACGGAACCGUCCAUUUCGAACCAGAGUGCAUAAAAGGAUUAGCAGCUGCGCAUGUAAAGUGGUUUGAACCCUAAAUACCAACACGAGGUGUAGAAGACAGCUCACCUCUCGGACAAUCACUGGUACGGCUGAUUAGCUGUCCUAAGAAGAGUAUCUAGAAAAGUGAAUUUAAGUGGGACCAUUCUCUACUCUUCAAACCAACAUAUUCUACUACUCUCAUUACCACUGAGAACCAUCUACACAGCUGGCUAGCAUAUCUUCAAGUAAGCUUCAGGAGUGAAUGGAAAGUAGAAAAAACUCUGUAGUUCUGUUCAGGACUACUGGACAAGUCAACAGGCAGAGGAGAGAAACAAUAUAAAAGACAGGUGAACAACCCCUUUUGGACAAUAAGAGCCUUACAAGUGUCCCGCGAAAAGGCCCAACAGCGAACCAAGGCAUUGACACAUAAAUACAUUCAUGAUUUCUUACUCCGAACGGGCGGCUGUUCGUGUGGAAAGUAUAUGAUUACUGUGGGAAUAGUUUCUAAAAUGUGUCAACGAUAAGUGUCUCUUUCUCUCUGACUCCCUCUCCAUGUCAUAGUGUAAAAAGCCACCAGAAGCAGGAGGGUACAACUGUUCAGAAUGAUGAUAUGAUAAGAGGUUAUGAUUAAUAUGUUGACUGUUUUAUGGAUGUGAUAGGUAAAGACCUUUAGGGUUUAAUUCGGGAGAUGGUAACUCUUUAAACAACCGCUCUCGUGGUGCCCCAAAUCUUAAUGAGUUAAUUGUUACCUGAUUAAUUAAAUCAGGUAACAUUUAAACAUUGUUAGUUGUUUGGAUAAAUAACAGUCAUCAUAUUAAAUGAUAGUAAAGUCACAACAUGUAUAAAGAAAAUGGUAUAUGAGAGUAUAAUGGGACCAUAGACACUUAAUGCCACUCAAAGUCGCUUAAAUGUCAAUGCUACUUCACUGAUGACAUGUGUGAGCUGCUGUCAUAACUCUUUGUGUCAGAGAGGUGUUGCUCUGUCUCUCAUGGGUCUGUGGAGACCUGAUGUGACACAGUGGUGUGUCCCAAAUAUGUCAGGCUGACAGACAGACAGGGAGGCAGACAGGCAGACAGAGAGAGACACACAGAUAUGCAGACAAAGUGUUUUCAUUCUACUUCCUACAAGUUUCAGUCAGUGCCCACAGGCAUAAUCCACAAUUUGUCAUGUCUCUCACACAACAAUAUCUUUAACAUAAAAUGCUGUAGCAAUAUAGCCCUUUUUACAUUAGCAGUGUCACAAGUGCUUUACAGAUACCCAAUCAUUGCUAUUGUCAGCCAAUCAGACACUGUUUUACCUCUCAAAGCUGCAAUGGACCUAAAUUGUUUCAAAUGACGGGGGUGUGGUGAACUGUGAAACUAUGAAAGGUUGGAACAGACAACUUUAACUUGUUAUCAUUAAUAACUGCAUUGUCAGACAACGUCCAUUCCAUCAACUUUAUCACACUGCGAUUUGACAGGAUAGGACAGCGGAUACAGAAAACAUUUAGACCGUGAAAGUACUUUGAGUUUCUCUUCUUCCUCUUCUCCAGUGGAUUGAAGCCUAAAUAACCUCUGUGGCUGAAAAUCCCUGGAGCUCAGGAUAAGGACUCUGCACUCUGUUAAAGAGGAAAUAAGGGUUUACUGUUGGAGGAAAAUGACUAUUUCUUCUUAAGGUUGCCAUUGACCAGCAUCUUAAUCAGUCUGUCUGUCUGCUUGUGCCCUGAAAAGCCAAGUAGAGCACCGUGUAGAGAGGUUUGAGUUUUCAACAGUCAAAUGUAUAAUACUGUCGUAUUGAGGAAACCUAUUGUCACAAAAACACCAUAGAAAUGUCAGCACCUUUUGGCCGUUGUGGCGGUGGAUUUUAACAGGCUGUUUUCACAGCAAACAAUUAUGACACAUGAAGUGACACUUGAAGGGGGCUUUUGGGACUUUUUGGAGUGCAGACCCGGAGUUCUGCUUGACUACACAACACCAGAUUCAAGACAACAGAAGACGGGAGAGGGCAAGAGUACUGGUACAGAGAGAGGCAGGCAGGUAAUAACAACUUGCAGUAUGGGAAUGAGAUUUCCCCUAAACCACAACCCAAGGUGCCAGGCACAUAGUGCUACAGGGUAGCACCAUUCAAUAUUAAAAACAUGACUGAUUUAUAAGGCAAAUUUAAAAUAGGGUAUUUCACCACAACCCACAAUGUAACAUUACGUAUUACAUGGAGGAAACCCAUGUCGCACCAAAUCAUGUUUUAUUAUAGUUUUUGCUGCUCUGAGGAACACCAUUGAGGAACAUUGUUAGCAUCAACAGAAUCCAUGUGCAUGGUUUCCGCUAGCAGCUAGUGGAUAGCUGACAUGGGAAUCUUACUCUGCCGUUUCGGUGCUGUUGACUAUGUGAUUGUCAAUUUAUCAAGGGGUGGAUAUAAUCAAUACCAUCAUUGAUUUUAAUUAGGAGCAGGAUGAGAGGGUAGUUGAUUAUCACACGUCUGCAAUCAGGCUGUUAUUGGAUGCCUGUCCUCUAAACUUCCCCUUUAUUGUCCUAUCCCACUCUAAUCAAUGACAGCUGGAAAGAAAAUAUCAACACAGAGACUGGUCGUCUUGAUUGGCUAAAACAGGAUAUCAGAACAGCUGGAUAGAAAUUAUCAACGCAGAAACUUGUCCUGAUUGGCUAAAACAGGAUAUCAAUACAGCCGACAGUAAAUAAUCAAAGUAAAUAAUAAUCAAAGAUGAACUUGGCACACUGCAGUGUAUUAGCGCUGGUUUUAAAACAAUACUAACGGGAGAUUACACGCACCUGCGUGCUAAAAUAAUUUAAAUAAAAAAAUAAAGGUAUGAGUAGAUUGGGUGAAUUCUUGUUGUUACCAUGCUAAUGCCGGACAGCUGUGUCUAUGUUCUCUAUUCCAGCCCCCAGUUAAAUAACGAUCUAUAGGAGCUUUUCAACGUCAAUUACUUCCAUUAAAAAAUGGACUUGAUAUCCGCACCUCAGUGGAAAUUUGAACAAUAAUAAAAAUCCCCAUUAAAAUCUGUAGGUUUACGCCAGAGACAUCUGUUUUUGCUUGGAAUGAGUCUCAAUCAACCGCAUCUGCCAAUAUUGUCCUUCGGCAUCUGCGGUUAAAGGUUGCAGAGCUAGAGCUGUGUUUGUCAUGACCAUGAGACAUCCCGAAAAUCUGUCUUCUCAUGAAAACGUAUGUAGUGUCUGAACAAACUAUUAUACUCUAUGGAAAGACCAGACGCUCACGAACAUAAUGGUCUUCUUUGUUUUGCUCUAUGACCCCUACAAGCGUCUGAAGUCGGUACAGGUGGGAUGUCAUAGUCCGAGUUCCUUGGAUAUCUGAGAGACAUUGAGGAACCAGUGCCACCAUGGACUCCUGGGUGUUCCCCUCCUCGCUCCCCAACCUAACCGAAGAACCCCUGAUGUACGACAGCUUUAUUCUGGGCAACGAGUCAACGGAACCCAAUGUUACCUAUGCGGGCGACAACACGUUCAACCAGACCAGCACCAUGGUCAUCACCUUCCUCUACUUCCUGGUGUGUGGUAUCGGUCUCUGUGGCAACGCCCUUGUGAUCUACGUCAUCCUGCGCUACGCCAAGAUGAAGACGGUCACAAAUAUUUACAUCAUGAAUUUGGCAGUCGCAGAUGUUCUGUUCAUGUUGGGGUUACCGUUCAUCGCCAUUCAGCUGGCGCUGGUCCACUGGCCGUUCGGUGCGGUGCUGUGCCGCGUGGUCAUGACUGUGGACUCACUCAACCAGUUCACCUCCAUCUUCUGCCUUAUGGUCAUGAGCAUCGACCGCUACCUGGCCGUUGUGCACCCCAUCCGGUCCACCAAGUGGCGCAAGCCACGUAUGGCCAAGACCAUCAACCUGGCGGUGUGGGGGGUGUCACUCCUGGUCAACCUGCCUAUCAUAAUCUACAGCGGUUUAAUCACCAAGCACAACAGUUGCUUCUGUACCAUCGUGUGGCCGGAGCCUGAGGAGGCCUACUACACCGCCUUCAUGUUCUACACCUUCGUCCUGGGUUUCUUCCUCCCGCUAAUGGUCAUCUGCCUGUGUUACCUUCUCAUCAUCAUCAAGGUGAAGUCGUCAGGGAUCCGUGUUGGGUCCACUAAGAGGAAGCGCUCGGAGAGGAAGGUGACCCGUAUGGUGUCCAUCGUGGUUGCCGUGUUCGUCUUCUGCUGGCUGCCCUUCUAUGUCUUCAAUGUGACGUCGGUGACAGGAACCAUCUCCACCACGCCCUUCCUGAGAAGCACCUUUGCCUUCGUGGUGGUCCUGGGUUACGCUAACUCGUGUGCCAACCCCAUCCUUUACGCGUUCCUGUCGGAGAACUUCAAGAAGAGCUUCCAGAACGUUCUGUGUCGGAAGAAGGUGGGCGGGCUGGAUGUGAUUGAGCGCAGCGACAGCAAGCAGGACAAGUCGCGCAUGAUGAAUGACCCCACGGAGACUCAAAGCACGCUGCUCAAUGGAGACCUGCAGACCAGCAUUUGAUGCUUGUUAAUUUUAAUGCAUCCCUUAUGUGUGAUCUAUACAGACAUCUUUGAUUUCACAUCAACUCUCACAAGCUCAUCACACACAAACAAAUAAACUAACAAAACGCGCACACACACACACACACAGAGAGAGAAACAAACACACAGGUGUUUCUGCAGGUGGAAUCGGUCAUCCUGACCUGUUAUCAUGCCCUAUGAACAGCUCACAUAGGGAGAGUGAUUGUAGUUGAUCUCAUGGUGUGAUAUUUUGUAAGCAUUUUCUUCUCCCUGUGGACGAGAUGAAAAAAAUGCCAAAGGAACUAAGCCCUCAUGGUGUCUGCUCCUCAACGGCUGUUAUCAUGUUCUUUAUGUCUCAUAUCUCUGUUUACCAACUCUCUCUUUACUUUCUCAAAAGACAUACAAUGACAUGACAUUGGGUUUUCCUGGUCGUAAAAACCCAUACAUUGUGAUAUCUUCAUAAAGGAGAGAAUACAAACUGUAGUUGUGACUGCUCUCCGGUGUUUGGGUGGAAAGCUGAAGAUGUGUACUGAGUGUAUUGACGCUGGUGGACAGUGACAGGAUCAUGUGAGGACCAGAACAGGGUUGUGUUCAUUAGGCCCCAAACGGAAGAAAAGGGACUGAAACCGGGAAGUGCUACCUGAAAUGGUCUAAGAAGAAAGAUGCGUUUUCCACUGCAGAGCACUUUGACAUGUCCCAGACUGUUACCUACGGUUACUGAUUGACAGCAGACGAGACUUAACCAUGGAGAACAAGGAUUCCCUGCACAGAUGUUUACACUAGCAGGGUGAACCACCACCUCAAUCAGUCUUUGUCACAUUGUCCUGUAGCCAAGAUAAAUAGCAGACUAGGACGUAGGAAGUAUGCCAAAGUGAGACUAGGACUAUAGCAGACUCACUGUGUGCAUAUUGUCUGUUUACAAAGAUUGUGUCCAAAAUGGUGGGCAGAAUGUGGAAUUAGUAACAUGCCUCUAUUCUUAGAUACUGUAUUACUUAACACAACAGUGAGCAGCAGGCCGCAUCACCUCUGGAUCACUAAUGACUUAUCGAAUGACUUACUACAGAGAGAGGAGGAACAGUAGAGAUACUGGGACUACUUUGAAAUGACAUAAAAACACAUGAUAUCCCUCAUGGUUAAUUUGCUGGCACAAGUACUGCUGAGACUUAUACUGUCCAAAUAUGGACUCCGUAAAGUCGGUUUAACAUUAUGGUUGACCUUAGUGGGUUUUUUUAACCUCAGAAAGACAUAUUUGCUGUGGACAAAUAUUCAUCAGUGAGUCAUGGACCUACAGCGCACAGCUGAACAGAGUUACAGAGUUGGAAUCACAUGACCUAAUGAUGACUGUAUGAAGUGCCCCGAUAACUAUGAAUGCACCCUUACUAUGUAAUUGAACAGUUUCUCUCUCUCUGUGUGUGUGAGAGAGUGAGUGUACACGUGUGUGUGUGUGUGUGUGUGUGUGUGUGUGUGUGUGUGUGUGUGUGUGUACUGUACACAGUGUUUUAUUUGAUACAGCAUUUAGUCCAAGGCCAUGAUUAGUAGAAGUGUAGAAUGAGUAGAUAUUGUACCCAAUAUGGGUACCAGGUGACCUCACCAGGAAAAACUCAGGGCCCAAAUUAUAAUUCUAGCCCAGUGUUUCUUGGUCAGAUCACAUGACCAGUAAGGGUGCAGAGUCCUACUACAGAGAUGAAUGCUGACAUUUUGUUAUGUUGACGGUAUUAGCAUGGCAUCGACCAAGGCUAAUCACUAACCAAACUGCUGCUAGACUGUAUAGACUCCAAUGUGUGCUGUAAUUGUCAAGUCAACAUUGUCAUGUCGUGGUUGAGAAUCAUUUAAUUCAUUUUUCGUCCAAGCUGAAUAGAACUGUUUGAUAGUUUAGAUAGCAAAGACAAUGCAUUUUUUCAAUCCUAUUGUCCAGUCCUAUUUGAAACCAUCCCUUGUCACGUUUCACCUCAUUCAUAAAUUGUUGCUAUUGCUGUUAUGUUGCAGUUACAGAAUAAUGUCCAGGAAAGACCAGUCUUUGCUUCAGCAGGUAUUGAAUACUGUAGUGGUCUUCUUUGCUGUAAAUUAAGCAGCGCUAAUCUGUUUCUCCAUCAAGCAUCAUUUCUUCAAAGCCCAAAGAACAAAUCCACAGUCUGAUCAGUUACAAUUCAAAAUGGCAGUCGUCAGAAACACUGCAGGUCAUGCUACAAACACCGAUAAAUCUCUACCGCAUCGUGGAUUCAUUAUUUGAAAUAGUUACCUUUAGUUUGGCAGCUGUUUGACCUGCAUCUGACCCACAUUUUAUAGCUGGUCUUCAGGCUUGCCGAGUCAUGUUGUGUUUGAGAUGCUGAGCUCAUCACAGGCUACCCAGGCCUAGGGCAGGACAAUCACCCACAUACCCCUACUAUUUCUGAGAGGUCAAGUCUACUCAUCCCAGGCCACCCAUGCAGGCCCAGGGCAGGACAAUCACCAACCUAUCCCACACUGCCUGACAGGUCAGCUCUGGCACACUGGCAUAUGGAGCAUUACCACUGGGCACACACUAGUUCAAUCAACAUUGUUUCCACGUCAUUUCAACGUGGAAUAGACGUUGAAUUGACCUCCGUUCCCAGUGUGCCCUCGCUUUGGGAGGUCAGAGGUCACGCUGAGGCCUCCAGUCUGAGCGAUGUGAAUUUGAGAAGGGCUAGAAAACAUUGUACCCCUACGGGGUUGCAACAGUGUUCAUUCUACUCCCCGUCAUCAUCACUCCCUAAAUCUCAGAGGUAUAACCUGUGGAUGGAUCUAUGCCUAUAUGGUAGUGUGUACUAUACUGUAGAUCUAGCUAGAACAGUCAGUACAAAGCCUUCUCCUCUUACAUAAAGGUUCACCUGACCCAAAGUGCCAUUGUCUCCAGGUGCCAUUGUCUCCAGGUGCCAUUGACGCCAUUCCAUUUGUUCUGCUCCAACCAUGAUUAUGAGCCGUUCUCCUCUCAGCAGCCUCCUAUGAUACAAUAGUUUAUAUUGGAUGUGUCUUUACAUUUUGAAUACCAUCACAUUUGAUUUGCAAUUGACAGAGCAGUGGUUCCCAAUACUGUUACGUGUGAAGGAGAGCUCAGGCUCCAUAAUCUGGCUUCAACCUCCAUUAUGAGUGGCCGGCUGUAUCUUUGCUUCGUGAAAAACCUUUUCAGAGCUUUUUUGACCAAUAAAACAUCUGACCAUGGCCUUUUUUUUUUCUUUUACAUUUCUCAUGCUUAUUAGACUUCAUUUGAGAUUAUAAUAUUACAUGCUGUUGUUCGUUUACAACCUGCAGUGGGUAAUAUGUUAGGAUAGCAGCACAUUUUCAUCCAACCAUGGCACCCUGGCUUGGCUACAUUGUCUGUAGACCUUACAGAAUGGGGACCACGACUACACAUCCUAUAAGUACUGAUGUAAAUUGAUAUGUUAUUAGCUAUACAAAGUUUCAGGCUGUUGUAGAACCGUUGCAAAUAGCUAGCCAACAUGGUUAUUGUGAUAUAAAAGGGCAACUCUAUAGCCUCCAUUCACCAUGUGUCCAUUACUCCUAUUAUUCUCAGUAGAUAGAAGUUGCUGGCUGCUAUGGAUGAUGAUGGUUGAUUAUCUUACGGUGACCACACUAGGACAUGCCCCUGUCCACACUAGGACAUGCCCCUGUCCACACUAGGACAUGCUCCUAUCCACUCCACUCUUCUCAACUAGAGUCUGUUGCUGAAUGGUUUAAUUUGUUUGCCUCUGUACAAGGAAUUAGUAUUGCUCAGGGGCAUUCGCUCUCUCCGAUUCCAUUCUGCCAUUAUGUAAUGUUUUUGUACAAAAUAUAUAUUUAGCAUUGUUAAUAUUAUUGCUGUUCCUUAGAAUUGUUUUUCCUUUGUUUGCUCAUAAAAGUAUUGCAGUU
This is a messenger RNA of Oncorhynchus mykiss (rainbow trout), 9775 nucleotides long. Lineage: Eukaryota; Metazoa; Chordata; Actinopteri; Salmoniformes; Salmonidae. The record is from RefSeq and is a predicted model, not a curated record.